This is a messenger RNA of Chrysochloris asiatica (Cape golden mole), 4170 nucleotides long. RefSeq names its product phospholipase C, eta 2 (gene PLCH2). The transcript is spliced from 22 exons. Gene Ontology annotation, molecular function: phosphatidylinositol-4,5-bisphosphate phospholipase C activity; calcium ion binding. The record is from RefSeq and is a predicted model, not a curated record. Lineage: Eukaryota; Metazoa; Chordata; Mammalia; Afrosoricida; Chrysochloridae. Gene Ontology annotation, biological process: phosphatidylinositol-mediated signaling; lipid metabolic process.
CGAUGCAUGAGUGCCAUGCAGGCAGGGACACAGAUGCUGAAGCUCCGAGGUGGCUCCAAAGGCCUCGUCCGCUUCUACUACUUGGAUGAGCACCGCUCCUGUAUCCGCUGGCGACCCUCGCGCAAGAAUGAGAAAGCCAAGAUCUUCAUCGACUCCAUCCAAGAGGUAAGUGAAGGCCGGCAGUCAGAGAUCUUCCAGCGCUACCCUGAUGGCAGCUUCGACCCCAAUUGCUGCUUCAGCGUCUACUAUGGAGACCACCGAGACUCACUGGACUUAGUCUCACCUAGUGGGGAUGAGGCACGCAUCUGGGUCACUGGUCUGCGUUACCUCAUGGCUGGCAUCAGUGACGAGGACAGCCUGGCCCGCCGGCAGCGCACCAGAGACCAAUAUCCUUGAGGUGGGUGGCUGAAGCAGACAUUCGAUGAGGCUGACAAGAAUGGGGAUGGCAGCCUGAGCAUUGGCGAGGUCCUUCAGCUGCUACACAAGCUGAACGUGAACCUGCCGAGGCAGCGUGUGAAACAAAUGUUCAAGGAAGCAGACACAGAUGACCAGCAGGGCACUCUGGACUUCGAGGAGUUCUGUGCCUUCUACAAAGUGAUGUCCACCCGCCGAGACCUCUACCUGCUCCUGCUGACGUACAGCAACCACAAGGAUCACCUGGAUGCCACUGACCUGCAGCGCUUCCUGGAAGUAGAGCAGAAGAUGACAGGCAUGACACUGGAGAGCUGCCAGGACAUCAUUGAGCAGUUUGAGCCUUGCCCAGAAAACAAGAGCAAGGGGGUGCUGGGAAUUGAUGGUUUCACCAAUUACACAAGAAGCCCGGUCGGUGACAUCUUCAACCCCGCACACCACAGCGUUCACCAGGACAUGAGCCUCCCACUCAGUCACUACUUCAUCACCUCCUCCCACAACACCUACCUCGUGGGUGACCAGCUCAUGUCUCAGUCCCGAGUGGACAUGUAUGCCAGGGUCCUGCAAGGUGGAUGCCGCUGCGUGGAGGUGGACUGCUGGGAUGGCCCUGAUGGUGAACCCAUUGUGCACCAUGGUUACACCUUGACCUCCAAGAUUCUUUUCAAAGAUGUCAUUGAAACCAUCAACAAAUACGCUUUCAUCAAGAAUGAGUAUCCAGUGAUCCUGUCCAUUGAGAACCACUGCAGUGUUGUCCAGCAGAAGAAAAUGGCCCAGUACCUGACUGAUAUUCUCGGGGACAAGUUGGACCUGUCAUCAGUGAAUGGCGAAGACUUGACCAUGCUUCCCUCCCCAGAAAUGCUCAAGGGCAAGAUUCUGGUGAAGGGGAAGAAGCUCCCGGCCAACAUCAGUGAGGACGUUGAGGAGGGCGAGGUGUCUGACGAAGACAGCGCCGAUGAAAUUGAUGAUGAUUGCAAGCUUCUCAAUGGGGACGCUUCCACCAACCGGAAGCGCGUGGAGAACAUCGCAAAGAGGAGACUGGAUUCUCUCAUCAAGGAAUCCAAGAUCCGGGACUGUGAAGAUCCCAAUAACUUCUCCGUGUCCACAUUAUCCCCAGCGUGGAAGCUCGGGCACAGGGUCGAGGGCAAGAAGGGGCGUAGCAAAGCUGAGGAGGAUGUGGACUCUGGAGAGGACGCUGGAGCCAGCCGGAGGAACAGCCGGCUUCUUAUGAACAGUUUCUCCAAGCGCAAGAAAAAGGGCAGCAAAUUAAAGAAAGCAGCCAGCGUGGAGGAGGGGGCAGAGGACCUGGACCCCCAAGGAGGCCAGAGCCGAGGGGUGACUCGGCAAAAGAAGACCAUGAAGCUAUCACGGGCCCUGUCUGACCUGGUGAAGUACACCAAGUCUGUGGGGACACAUGAUGUGGAGACCGAAGUGGUGUCCAGCUGGCAGGUGUCAUCCUUCAGUGAGACCAAGGCUCACCAGAUCCUGCAGCAGAAACCUGCCCAGUACCUGCGCUUCAAUCAGCACCAGCUCUCCCGCAUCUACCCCUCGUCCUACCGUGUGGACUCCAGCAACUACAACCCACAGCCCUUCUGGAACGCCGGCUGCCAGAUGGUUGCCCUGAACUACCAGUCUGAGGGACGUAUGCUGCAGCUGAACCGCGCCAAGUUCAGCGCCAAUGGCAACUGUGGCUACGUGCUGAAGCCCUCCUGCAUGUGCCAGGGUGUCUUCAACCCCAACUCUGAGGACCCACUGCCUGGGCAGCUCAAGAAGCAACUUGUGCUUCGGAUUAUCAGUGGGCAGCAGCUCCCCAAGCCUCGGGACUCGAUGCUGGGGGACCGUGGAGAGAUCAUUGACCCCUUCGUGGAGGUGGAGAUCAUCGGGCUCCCCGUGGACUGCAACAAGGAGCAGACGCGAGUGGUGGACGACAAUGGAUUUAACCCCAUGUGGGAGGAGACUCUGGUGUUCCUGGUACACAUGCCCGAGAUGGCACUGAUCCGUUUCCUCGUGUGGGAUCAUGACCCCAUCGGCCGGGACUUCAUCGGCCAGAGGACGUUGGCCUUCAGCAGCAUGAUGCCAGGCUAUCGGCAUGUGUACCUAGAGGGCAUGGAGCAGGCCUCCAUCUUUGUCCACGUGGCCAUCAGUGACGUCAGUGGUAAGGUCAAACAGGCUCUAGGUCUAAAAGGCUUGUUCCUCCGAGGCCCAAAGCCCGGCUCUCUGGACAGUCAUGCUGCUGGGCGACCACUACCCCGGCCCUCUGUUAGCCAGCGGCUACUGAGGCGUACAGCCAGCGCUCCCACCAAGACCCACAAGCCAGGCCGCAAGGGCUUGCCCGAGAUGGUCGUCGGCACUCAGGACGCGGGCUCCGAGGGGGCAGCUGAUGACGUGGCACCUCCCAACCCUGCUCCGGGGGCCCCAUCCCACGAGGGGCCCAGCAGUGUCAGCCCCCGAGAUGCUCGUCCCUCAUCCAUGCAGAGGUCUGUCUCCUCUCUGUGUGGCCUGGAGACCAUUGCCGAGGAGCCGGCCCAUGGUCUGCCACCCCCGUCGGCCACCACCAUCAGCCCCUGCCCAGAAGGGCCCCAAUGCUCCGAAGGACCCAAAGCUGUAGCAAGUCCCCUAGGGGUGUCCCGGGGAACUUCUGGGCCACCCCAGCUCAAGAGCAGUAGCCACAGAGACACUGAGGCACCUCCUGACAGCAGGCAGUGGGUAUGCCGAGGUGGGGGUCCUGGGGGGCUCUCUGAGGGGAUCACUGGCAGCCAGGUGGGCCAACCCCGGGCCCAAGGACAGCUGCCCCUCGUCCGAAGGGCCAGAAGUGAGAGCCAGGUGCCUGUAGAGCCACUGGGCGGGAGGCGGUCCCUGGCUGGGCCCUCCCCUGUUCCUGCUGUGUACUCUGAUGCCACCGGCGGUGACCGACUAUGGCAGCGUCUGGAGCCCGGCAGCCACCGCGACAGCGUGUCCUCAUCCUCCAGCAUGUCGUCCAGCGACACCGUCAUCGACCUCUCCCUGCCCAGCUUGGGCCUGGGCCGAAGCCGAGAAAGCCUGGCGGGGGCUCCAUCCAGCCGCCUGCCCCCAAGGCCCUGCACCACCUGCCCUGGACUGCCCCUGGUGACCAAGAGCAAGUCCAAUCCCAACUUGCGGGUGGCAGGCCAGCUGCCCUCUACACCUGAUGAGCUGCAGCCCAGGCCCCUGGCCCCUCGGCCACACAAGUCCUUGCCUGGCCCCCGGCCCCGGCCUCCCUGGGGCCGCCUCUCCCUGGUGGGCCUCCAGGAUUGCCCUGUGGCUGCCAAGUCCAAGAGUCUGGGGGACCUGACGGCUGAUGACUUUGCACCCAGCUUUGAGAGCAGGCCCCGCAGUCCGGGCCGAGGCCUGGGUCCCCUGGGUGAGCCACAGCUGGAUGCCCUGACGGAGCAGCUGCGCUGGCUCACGGGCUUCCAGCAGGCAGGAGACAUCACCUCGCCCACCAGCCUUGGCCCGGCAGGGGAAGGUGCAACAACAGCAGGGGUGCCCAGCUUCCUGCGCCGCUCCUCAUCCCGGAGCCAGAGUCGCGUGCGUGCUAUAGCUAGUCGGGCCCGCCAGGCCCAGGAGCGGCAGCAGCGGUUGCAGGGUCUGGGUGCACCAGGGCCCCCUGAUGAGGAGCGGGGCACCCCCGAGGGCGCCUGCUCCGUGGGUCGCGAGGGCUGCGUGGACAUCCUGGCCCCCUCCAAGGGACCCCCCAGCCAGGUGUGUGGGGCAGCCGCCGGCUCCCUCUUGCUCAGGCUCUGA